AUGGUCUUUCAGUGGCCCUCAUGUUCUGAAAAGACUCCCCCUCUUCACCCAAAUCUGAGUACCUCCCAAUACCAGGAGAAAUUUUUGCUUACUGCUGUCAUCAUAUCAGCUCCAGGAAACUUUCAGCAUCGUGAAGUCAUUCGUCAGACUUGGCUUCAGGCCUGUCCUGUAGAUUUCAAACAUUUAUUUGUAGUAGGGUCAGAGGGCUUGGACUCAAGAACAAUGGGUCUCAUCAGUGAAGAAAUGAAAAAACAUGAAGAUCUCCUCCUCUUGCCAAUCCAUGACUCAUAUCAAAACCUCACAAGCAAAGUCCUUCAGGCCAUUACAUCUGUGCUGGGGUUACUGCAAACAGACUACAUACUGAAAUGUGAUGAUGAUUCCUUUGUUCAGGUUGUGUCUCUCAUGGAGCAUCUUCGACAAGCUGAGACUCCUCGGACAAAGUUUUAUUGGGGCUUUUUCUCAGGGAAUGCUAAAGUGUAUCGGACUGGACGGUGGAAAGAAGAGCAGUGGAAUCAUUGCAAUUCCUAUCUUCCUUAUGCCAGAGGAGGUGGAUAUGUGAUAUCACACGACCUGGGUGAGUUCCUGGCACGUAAUAAGGAGGAUCUGGCUCAAUUUAGCAGUGAAGAUGUGUCAGUUGGUGCAUGGUUGGCAUUUGUGAAAGGCCUUCAACGUGUCCAUGAUAGGCGGUUUGACACAGAGUAUAAAUCUCGAGGUUGCUGGAAUCUGUAUUUGGUGACUCACAAGCAAACAACUGAGUCUAUGGUCACCCUGUGGCAGAAUCUACAGACCCAAGGAAAGUUGUGUACCCAGGAGAGUAGCAUAAUGUUCUCUUAUGAGUAUAAUUGGAAUGUUCAGCCCUCUCAUUGCUGUGUUCGUAAUGUCUCUGACAUCAGCAGUUCUACAUUGAGUUGA
Darwinula stevensoni is the source of this 912-nucleotide messenger RNA. The record is from the annotation of a GenBank genome assembly. Lineage: Eukaryota; Metazoa; Arthropoda; Ostracoda; Podocopida; Darwinulidae.